This is a messenger RNA of Rhagoletis zephyria (snowberry fruit fly), 1296 nucleotides long. Its product is annotated as armadillo repeat-containing protein 2-like. Gene Ontology annotation, biological process: cilium organization. The record is from RefSeq and is a predicted model, not a curated record. NCBI's taxonomy places the organism in Eukaryota, Metazoa, Arthropoda, Insecta, Diptera, Tephritidae.
UGAAAUAAAAUCAAACAACAAAACUUAUGUAUUAUUUUUUUAUUGUAAUUGUAACUUCUUAACUUUCGAUGAUAAUUCCAAUCUAAUUUAACAUAAAACUCAUUUUGAGCUCAACAGUUCUUUCACAACGAUGUUGCAAUGCAGUAUUUGCUGCGCGUACUGGAACUCUACUCCAAAGAGCCUUUGACACUCCACAACUCGCUGGGCGAUACGGUGAUCGAUGUGCUCGUUAAAAUGAUACGAGUCGUCGCAAAUAUGAGCGUGAAUGCCGAGGUUGGCAUUGGUUUGGGAAAUACACACAAUCUGGGCAUCAUCAUGCUCAAUCUAUUGAAUGCCAUUACGCACAUGAAGGCCAUACAAUUGAAGAGCGACUUACAGGAAUUGUUGCAUGCCACACUGGGCGCACUACACAAUCUAUGCUUCUAUCAGGAACAGAAUAACACACCGGCACAAGCGCUCACAGCCAAGGGUUCAUUGCAAUGUGUGCUCGGCGAUUUAGCCACAGCACUCUUCUACGCGCUGAAGUCUUGCCGCGACGAAGCAUCACAAGUGGAGACGGCUCGUGUAUUGGGCAAUUUGACACGCAACGACAAGGCACGUCGCUACUUCUGUCGCAACGGCGGCCUGGCGCUGAUCGUACAACAGCUGUCCGCAACAAAUACCAGCCAGGCGUACGAUUUCAAGGCCUGUGCCAUUGGUGUGCUCGUCAACUUGCUGGGCGAUGCUGAAAAUCGUGCGCCAUUCAUGCAGCAUAAAGGCCCAGAGCUAUUGCACACGUUGCUGGGUGCUGCGCUACAGGAGGAAGAUUGGUUCUUGGCCACAAUCAUUUGUCAAGCAAUGUGGAAUCUGCUGAUUGACGCUAGCAAUGUGGCCGAUGUAUGCCAGGAGCAAAUAUUAGAUGAUAUUUGUGAUUUGUUGGUCGACUACUUGGAUGAGGAGCGUUUGUUUGAGCAUAGCACACGGCCGGACGCGGUGUGGGAGGGAUUCGCGAUAGUGGCGACCGAUUUGUUGGAACGCAUUCAGGCCAGCUACGAUAAGCAAGAGCUAGAGGAGGCCGAAGAGGCAGAGAAGCAAAAACAGAUGCAGCAGCAGCAGCAAUUGAAAGCGAGAAAUGAUAAAAACAAUGGCGUAGACGGGGGGGAAGACGAUGAAGAUGAUGUUGUUUACAUUGAAGAAAUGUGAAAUUUAAACGAUUUAAAUGCGGGAAAUUUGUAUGAAUAAACAGCUUGAGCGAUAAAUUACUGUCCCACAACAAAACAAAAGAGCAAUAAAAAGGAAACUUAAACAGGAAAAGAA